Messenger RNA from Nasonia vitripennis (jewel wasp), 840 nucleotides. RefSeq lists its product as uncharacterized. The transcript has 4 exons. The record is from RefSeq and is a predicted model, not a curated record. Lineage: Eukaryota; Metazoa; Arthropoda; Insecta; Hymenoptera; Pteromalidae. Bases 129 to 629 code for a protein of 166 amino acids.
CGCGUCAUAGGUCACCGUUACGUCAAAGAUCACGAUCACGUCAAAGGCCAACAUCACGUGAAAGACGAUUGCCUCCAAACGAAGGACAUGAAGGGAGAGCGCGUGGUCAAAAACGUUCAAAGAAAACAAUGGCAGAGUUUAUUCUUGAUUGCAUAGAGUUUUAUUCAGCGAGAGAUGGUUAUGGACACGAGGACAGGCGCAAGCGAUAUCAGAGACCUAAUGAUGACCAGCUAUAUCUGGGAGAAAAUAUAUACAUUGGAAGUUUUCAAUGGGAGCUUUUGCAAAGAGAGAGGCCCUCUACAUUUUUAAUUUAUCUGGCUUUGCACAUAUGGGAUUCGCGUGAUUUAUGUAAUAGAGCCUUAGAUGUUAGCAAAGUUAACAAUCAUAUACCUGGAAGGUCUCCUGUCAAGCUGAUUGAAAACAAUCUACUAAGAUUACUUAUAAGCUUGUACUCGGACUUUUUGAUACGCCAAGGCUACUCAGCAGAAGAAAAAGUACGAUUUUUGUUAAAAGUUACCUAUAUUCUAAGAUUUAAGAUAAGAGAUUUGAGACGCGAGGAAAUAAAACGGCUUACCAAUGCAGCACCUAAUCAACGCAAUCCUCGUAGAAAACUACGUUACACUGAUUAAAAUAGAAUAACUAAGAAAUCUAAAUCAAAUGAAACAUACGUUGAAAAUGUUUUAUAAGGCUUUAUCUUAAUUCGCAUUAUUCCAUUCUUAAUUCUUAAUUCUCAUUAUUAUUGAUUAUUUUCAAACAAGAGAGUAGUUUUGACAUGAUCUCAUCUCAAAUAUUGUGAUUUAAAAGUUUGAAGAAAAAAAUUUCUUUCUAGUAUUAUGUACA